Messenger RNA from Saccostrea cuccullata (small rock oyster), 669 nucleotides. Its product is annotated as ER membrane protein complex subunit 5-like. Bases 120 to 518 code for a protein of 132 amino acids. NCBI's taxonomy places the organism in Eukaryota, Metazoa, Mollusca, Bivalvia, Ostreida, Ostreidae. The transcript has 4 exons. The record is from RefSeq and is a predicted model, not a curated record.
UGAAAUCAUCGUAGUUUAUUCAUAUUUAAUUUAUUUUGAUAAUUUUUGGCAAUUGAUCAUUGGUCUUUUUGCAUCGUUUUUUCUCAUUUUGUGGGAAAUGACAGUUUUAAAAAGUGGAGAUGAUGGGGUUUAGUUUUACCCUUGCCGUAUUUUACCAUCAUGCUGAACUUCCGGUGUCAGUAGAUUCAUUGAGAAAUGGAAUUUUCAAAACUGUGUGUUUUCUUUGGUCUUGCUGCAAUGUUACAUGCGGCAUACUCAGCUGCACAACGACCUACCUUCGAUUGACAGAGCAGGAAUUCACCACUUUACCGAUUGAUAUUAUAGUUCAGUGUUUUGUGGGACUGCUAUUGACUUGUUAUGGGGUUGUCCAUGUGGCUGGAUCUUUCAGAGAAAUCUGUGCCAGUGCAGAGCUUGAAUCAAAGACUUGGGAUAUGUUAAGCAAUAGACAAGCCUUUUACUCCUUCUGUCAUAGAGGUAUGGCCAUCAAUUACAGAGAAGAGGACAAUGAAGACAGCUGAUGAAGAAAGUGAGCUUGUGGGCAAACAAUACCAAAGGAUGUUCAUGUGAAAUAAACUAAUGUAAAGGGCAGUCUAGUGGAUCAGUGUCCAGAUCUCGUGUCAGAAUUUUGUGUAUUGUGAAUGAUGUAUGUGAAUGUUUCUCUGUGUAAGA